AUGGCUGCCAAGGUGUCGCUAGCAGAAAAGUAUGCCCUCCGCCAAUCGCAGACUAGUCAUACUGCGAGACUGGACCUGGUUUCGCAAAAUAGCAUACGGUCAGACUCAAUCCUGGACCAGACUUCCAGACCCAGAGCCCCCCGUACACUGUUGGCAGAAAAAUAUGAGCUGCAGGCCCAUUCAAAAAACACCAUUUCCUCAGUGCCUGGCGCAUUUGGGCUGCCCAUCAAAAACUUGCUGGGAUCUCCCCUGGUCGCUAGCGAAAUUGCACCUCUGUUGUACAAAAGCUCAAGUUUACCAAGGAUUUUCACGCCAAAGCGCUUGUUUUCUAAAGGAAGCUCGCCUAGUUAUAAAGUGAGCAAAAGCCACACCACUGGUGCCCGCGUGGGCCAGCUCGCACGUCGAAUCACUGGAUUUCUAGCCUCAUUUGGCUCUGCGAAAGCCGCAAAGAAAUCUACUCCGGACAAUUCGGAAUUGACUCGGGAGCCUUCGGCAUUGGGGCGCUCUAUGGCUGAUUUGAUUGACCACCCAAGUUUGCACCUGUCUUUGCCGACGCACUUGGCAAAACCACCAUUGUUGUCUUCCAGGACCGACGAUAUCGACGAGGUCGAUUUGGCUAUACGCGAAAACAAACAUAAGCAGGAAAAGCAGAAGCUUCAGUGGCAACUUGAGCUUAAGCUGCAGUUGGCCCGUGAGAUCAAAGAUGACUAUGAGCGGAGACUCUAUCUCCAAAAGAGAGAUUUCGAGGCCCAGAUUCACGCGCUCAAAGAAGAAUCCGCCCUUUUGAAAGCAUCAAGUCAGUCAGCCGAGCCUGAGAAAAAACAGGCAGAGUUUUCUAGCCAAUACGGGUCUUUGGUUGAGAAACAGAAUCGCUUGGAAGCGGAGCUCGAGGAGCGCAGCAAGCGGCUUGCUGAAAAGGAAGCGUUGUUAAGCGUUCGUGAAAGCGAGUUUGACACACGACAGGAGGAGCUGGCUGACAGCCUCAAACGGAGCAUUGACCUGGAAAAGCCGGCGCAACAUUUCAUGGCGUACAGAGAUUUUACAGGCAGCGAAGAUAUUUUCUCUGGCGAUUGCGAUUGGCUCAAACCAAGGAAGUCCGUUUCGGACAAGAACGGAGAACCAGAAGCAGAUUCGCCAUUCAAUGCAUUCAGACUGAGAAGCACCGCCAACGAGGACAUCGCUUCAUUGUGCGACGACAUACAAAACGCAAUACAGGUGUUAGGCGAGUCUACCAUAUUGCCCGAGCGCGAGAAGGCGAAGAAGUUGCGGAAACUCCGGUAUUCUGUGGCGGAGUUGCAGGACGAGUCAAUUCUCCAAAAAUCCACCAAAAUCGCCAAGCUCUCGCAUAUCAAAGAGUUCUUUGGCGACUUUGAAGAGUGCCGAGCCGCCGACCCACAACAGGCAAAAAUACUCUACAGCGCGGCAAGACUAGAAGGAAUCCAAGUGUCGCUUGAAAUUACUCGAGAGUUUUAUGAAGGGAAGGAGCAAGCAAAAUCGCGCCAGGCGAAAAGAGCCAUGCGCCUGCUCAAAGCCUUGGGUCCACUCCAGGACUUGCUGACGCAUGAAGAGAUUAACAAGUACGUUGAUGCACUCACGCUGUACGCUGUGGCUCUUUUGCGUAAGCGUGAACUCAAACUAUCACACCGUGAAAUCAACAGAGCCAUGAGAGCUGCAGAGACAAUCAGUCAAAUAUUGAAGGUGGACUCAGAAAAUAGCACUGGAGAAUGUGGGUGA
This is a messenger RNA of Metschnikowia bicuspidata var. bicuspidata NRRL YB-4993, 1734 nucleotides long. RefSeq lists its product as uncharacterized. The transcript has a single exon. The record is from RefSeq and is a predicted model, not a curated record. Bases 1 to 1734 code for a protein of 577 amino acids. Lineage: Eukaryota; Fungi; Ascomycota; Pichiomycetes; Serinales; Metschnikowiaceae.